CACAGCUCAACAAGGGCGUGCGAUCAGGAUUUGAAACGCGUUUUCUGCGACUUCGUCUGUGAUGACCAAUCCUAUUACUAGAUACGCUGUCGCUCGAGAGAAUGGUUUCUUCAAAAUAGAGCAGGAAGCCGAUAUUCAAAGGCAUAGGCAGCGCUUGAUCAACCAGGGGCAUAUAGAGGACAUAGCAGCUGGAGCGUUUGGCCCGCGCCGGCAGCAGACACUGGAGCAGAGCGCUCAGACAUUCGAGGUGCUAGCAGAGGUCCUGCAGCAGCAGGCCCGUCUUGAUGACCCAACAGCUGCAGCCAGACAAGAGUAUGAGCGGAAGGUGCGGGGGCAGUUGCCAGCGCUGACAGAGGCAGAGAUGCAGCGGUACCGAUCUGCUCUGUACGGCGUUGCAGCGGCAGUAGGGCACGCACCUAAGUUGUCGCUAGCAGGGAGGCAUCGAUAUGGGGCACUCUAUGCAGCCUCAGGCGCCAGUCCUCCGACGACAGUAGACACACCAACACCCCAGGCGCGAGAGGCAGCCAGGCGAGCUUUCACAGCAGGGGCUCGCUCGUUGCUGUACGGCUCUGCGCUGGGCAUUGGGGGCGUUGUCCUGCUGAGCAGCCUGGCGUUGCGAGCCAUGGAUGUGCGCAGCCCUGCGGACUUCAAACUGCGAGCGCAGGAAGCCGCCAAUCCCCUCGCACACUCCCUCAAGUCCAGCCUGCAGCCCUUGAAAGGCCGGAUGCAGGCAGCAGCUGCGUCAUGGUUUGGGCUGGAAGUUGUUCAGGAAGGGGAGGGCUCGGGGCAGGUGGAGACAGAGUUUACCCGCUCACUGAGCAGGCGGCUGCACAGGCGGAUGGGCAGCCACCUCAGCGCGCAGCCAGAACAGCCGAACAGCCGAGAAUAGCUUCAAAUCUAUAUGGCAUUCAGUCAGCUAGAUGUACAUCAGUCAGACAUUAGUAUAUAUGUACCAAGAGUGUGACUAGCAUGCUCCUUAGUGUAUUUCUUAUGAUAUUUUUCUGCUGCCUUUGCGCAUGCAUUGAUGCCCACAUGGUGCAUUGAACGGUCUAGAUUAGUUGUUAGGCUGUUGUCGAACUACUGUAUUUACAAGUGAACACCACUUCUUCAAAUCUUUUCAAUCUGGAAAUGGUUCUGGUGCACCCUGAUUGGUUGCUUAGUGGAGGGCUUCACAGCAUGGACCAUUUCAAAGGCAGAUUGCCAGUGGUGCAUGUCUGAACAUGAAGUCAAGGAUAAGUGUCUGAACUCAAUAUUGUUGUUAGAAGGAUGGCUUUAAUUAGGUUUAUAGUCGAUAAGAACACACCAACGAUACAUUUCAUACUGGAUACAUUCCAUGCUGGCAAGUAACGAUUCUGUCAACCUG
Molecule: messenger RNA, 1363 nt
Organism: Coccomyxa subellipsoidea C-169
Lineage: Eukaryota; Viridiplantae; Chlorophyta; Trebouxiophyceae; Coccomyxaceae
Exons: 7
Coding region: 62-889 (275 amino acids)
Source: RefSeq, a predicted model, not a curated record